Messenger RNA from Dendronephthya gigantea, 2967 nucleotides. Its product is annotated as latent-transforming growth factor beta-binding protein 4-like. Gene Ontology annotation, molecular function: calcium ion binding. Bases 76 to 2967 code for a protein of 963 amino acids. The record is from RefSeq and is a predicted model, not a curated record. The transcript has 21 exons. NCBI's taxonomy places the organism in Eukaryota, Metazoa, Cnidaria, Anthozoa, Malacalcyonacea, Nephtheidae.
CAAACACACCAGGAAGUUAUUUCUGCACAUGCAAGCCAGGAUUUGUUGGGAAUAACACACAUUGUGAAGAGGCCAAUGAAUGCCAAAAAAAUUCACCAUGCCAUCCUAAUGCGGCGUGCAACUACACAGACGGAUCAUUCAUCUGCUCAUGUAAAUACGGAUAUAGUGGAGAUGGAAUUAACUGCACUGAUGUCAACGAAUGUAGCGCAGAUUCACAUAAUUGCCAUUAUAAUGCCUUUUGUAACAAUACUGACGGUUCUUUUAAUUGUACGUGCAAAGACGGCUACUUCGGGAAUGGAACAGACUGCCAAGAUGUCAACGAAUGUAAUACAACGACUCACAAUUGCCAUCACAAUGCCUACUGUAACAAUACUGAUGGGUUUUUCAAUUGUACAUGCAAAAAAGGCUACUCAGGAAACGGAACGGAUUGUCAAGAUGUCAAUGAAUGUAAUACAGGAACUCACAAUUGCCAUUACAAUGGCUACUGCAACAACACUGAUGGUUCUUUCAAAUGUACAUGUAAAAAAGGCUACUUGGGAAAUGGAACAGUCUGCCAAGGUUACUGCUUACAUUACAACUAUUUUAGUUUACAAAAGAGGAGAAGUUGAAUAUAUUUUCUUAUCAAAUGGUACUCAUAUUACGUAUAUUCCUGUUGAUGGCGGAGACCCCAAGAUCUUUGCGCGCGUAGAACACACAGCCUUUGCUUACGACGAGCUUAGGUACCGCCUUUGGUUUGCGUGUGGUGAUAGCGUGUGUAACGCGAAUUUGGAUGGAAGUGAUUUAAUAACUAAUACGGUUCCAUCACGUCUUGGUCCAUUUGCUCUUGAUGCAGCGAAUCGACGUAUUUUCUAUCUUAACUAUUCUGAUCAUCACCUCAAGUCGAUUGAUUAUGAUGGGAACAGUUUACCAGAUAUUGGUGUGUCACCAAAUAAUAAUUUCACGGAUUUGCAUGUCGACAUUCACAAUAGAUUUAUAUUCUUCACCGCUAAGAACAAUCUUAUCCGGUACAGUCUUGACGAUGGAACUAAUCGAACUCUUCACGCAGGUUUAUCUGGAAAAGUCACUCAUCUCAUGCUGGAUACCGCGAAUAAAGCUGUGUACUUUAUUUUGUUUAUAAAUCCAGUCCAAUACUUUUUACUCAAAACAACGUACGAUGGUCUGACUACACAUACUGUUGCACUAGGUUUCAAUGAUGGAUAUGCUGGUGUAGACAUUGCGGAGGGAAAUGAAUAUUAUUAUCUCCUUCACAGAAGGUCUCAAAUUAUAAAAUUUGACAAAUCAUCAGAUUCUGUAGUUUCUACGAUUCCACUAACUACUAAUGCCGAUCGAAUACUCAUUGCAUUUGACGAAGACCAUUGUGCUUUAAAUAACACCUGUCCUGCAGACUUGAUAUGUACAAAUUCCCCUGGCACCGCUGUAUGUUCAUGUGAGGCAGGAUUCACUCGAAAUCAGACGUAUUGCCAAGACAUAAAUGAAUGUUUAAAUGACCCAUGCCGUUACAAUGAAGUCUGUAAAAAUACUAAUGGUUCAUAUAUUUGUGAAUGUAAAGCAGGAUAUGAAAAAAAUGGAACGAAUUGUACAGACACAGAUGAAUGUUUGAAUGACCCAUGCGGCUUCAAUGAAAUCUGUGCAAAUACUAAUGGUUCGUACAUUUGUGAAUGUAAAGCAGGAUAUCAAGGAAAUGGAACAACAAAUUGUACAGAAAAGGCUACUCAGGAAAUGGAACAGACUGCCAAGGUUCAAUUUAACGAUUAUAUCGACGAGUGUGGUGCAGGUUCUCAUAAUUGCCAUUACAAUGGCUAUUGCAACAAUACUGACGGCUCUUUCAAUUGUACAUGUAAAAACGGCUACUUGGGAAAUGGAACAUUCUGUGAAGAUGUCGACGAAUGUAAUACAAGAACUCAUAAUUGUCAUCGCAAUGCCUACUGUAACAAUACUGAAGGCUUUUUUAAUUGUACAUGCAAACAGGGCUAUUCAGGAAAUGGAACAAAUUGCCAAGAUGUCAACGAAUGUAGUGCAGAUUCUCAUAAUUGCAAUUUCAAUGCGUUUUGUAACAAUACUGACGGUUCUUUCAAUUGUACAUGCAAAGAUGGUUACUUUGGAAAUGGGAGAGUCUGCCAAGAUGUCAACGAAUGCAUUAUAGGAACUCACAAUUGCCAUCAAAAUGCUUACUGCGACAAUACUGACGGGUAUUUUAAUUGUACAUGCAAACAAGGCUACUCAGGAAAUGGAACACACUGUAAAGAUGUAAAUGAAUGUGAAACUGAUUCACCAUGUCACUCGAAUGCGACAUGCAACAACACAGAUGGAUCUUACAUUUGCACGUGUGACUCUGGAUAUAGUGGAAAUGGAUUAACCUGCUCUGAUAUCGACGAAUGUAGUGAAGGUUCUCAUAAUUGCCAUUACAAUGGCUACUGUAGCAAUACAGACGGUUCUUUCAAUUGUACAUGUAAAAACGGCUACUGGGGAAAUGGAACAGACUGCCAAGAUGUCAACGAAUGUAACACAAGGACCCACAAUUGCCAUCACAAUGCCUACUGUAACAAUACUGAUGGGUAUUUCAAUUGUACAUGCAGAAAAGGCUACUCAGGAAAUGGAACAGACUGCCAAGAUAUCGACGAUUGCCGUGCCGAAUCUCAUAAUUGCAAUUACAAUGCUUUUUGUAACAAUACUGAUGGUUCUUUCAAUUGUACAUGUAAAAAUGGCUACGUUGGAAAUGGAACAGACUGUCACGAUGUCAACGAAUGUAAUACAACGACUCACAAUUGUCAUUACAAUGCCUAUUGUAACAAUACUGAUGGGUUUUUCAUUUGUACUUGCAAAAAAGGCUAUUCUGGAAAUGGAACAGACUGCCGAGAUAUCGACGAAUGUCGUGAAGGUUCUCAUAAUUGCCAUUACAAUGGCUAUUGCAACAAUACUGACGGCUCUUUCAAUUGUACAUGUACUUGGGAGGCUACUGGGAAAUGA